GCCCCUUAAUUGGUUUACGGCGCGCGUCUUUUAAGUCGGGGCCAUCUGGUUUUGUCGGAAAGGGCCUCUUCUCAAGAGCCUCCUGGCACAUCAGCAAACAUCCAAAUAUGGAAACAAAUGCACGAAAGCCUUCGAAGUUGCUACCCAGGCCUCAGACUUGUAUCGACAAGUGAAGUACUUUUGUUUUCAGGCACGUUGUUGUGCAUUUUCUGUGACCGUUGACGGUCACGUGUUAGCCUGUUGUCAGGUGGCGUCGGCUUAGGCGGGCGCGCGGUCGGUCUGUCGCGCCCGCUUUAUUCGUGGACGAGAGAGGUCACCGCCAUGAGCUUCAGCACCGAGGAGCGCGGCCCGCCAAACACGCGGGACUACAGGAUCUUCUUCAAGGACGCGGCGGGCCGAUAUAUUUCCCCCUUCCACGAUAUACCCAUCUUUGCAGAUGAAGCCCAGAACAUUCUUCAUGCCGUUGUGGAGGUUCCGAGGUGGACCAACGCAAAGAUGGAGAUUGCCACCAAAGACGCUCUCAAUCCUCUGAAACAGGACGUGAAGAACGGGAAGCUUCGCUACGUGGCGAACGUGUUCCCGCACAAAGGCUACAUCUGGAACUACGGCGCCAUCCCGCAGACAUGGGAGGACCCUCAGCACCGAGACGCCGACACGGGUUGCCGCGGGGACGACGACCCCAUCGACGUAUGCGACAUCGGCGACAAGGUGUGCUCUCCGGGGGAAGUGAUCCGAGUGAAAGUCCUCGGCACGCUGGCGCUCAUCGACGAGGGCGAAACCGACUGGAAGGUCAUCGCGAUCAACGCGGACGACCCCGAGGCCGGCCGCUUCGACGACAUAGACGACGUCAGGCGACUCAAGCCCGGCUACCUGGAGGCCACGUUCGAUUGGUUCAAGCGAUACAAAGUCCCCGACGGGAAGGCGGAAAACCAGUUUGCGUUCGACGGACAGUUCAGGGGCAAGGACUUUGCCUUGGAGACGGUGAAAAGUACGCACCAGUUCUGGAAAGCGCUCAUCUCUCGGGAGACCGCCGCUGGCGAGUUGAACUGCACGAACACGAGCGUCUCCGAGGGUCUAUUUUGUUGCUCUGCCGAAGACGCCGCCGCCGUGGUUGAGUCGGCUUGUGCUUUUGGAGCUGCGGAGCCCAUCCCCACUUCUGUUGACAAAUGGUUCUACUAUGAUAAGUAAGGACACUUUGGAAGGGAAAUCAGCGACUUCCUGUGAACACCUAUUUCAUGCUUUUCGUCAGUCACCACAAUAAAAUGACAUUAAACCACA
Messenger RNA from Phycodurus eques (leafy seadragon), 1278 nucleotides. Its product is annotated as inorganic pyrophosphatase-like. Gene Ontology annotation, biological process: phosphate-containing compound metabolic process. NCBI's taxonomy places the organism in Eukaryota, Metazoa, Chordata, Actinopteri, Syngnathiformes, Syngnathidae. Bases 322 to 1188 code for a protein of 288 amino acids. Gene Ontology annotation, cellular component: cytoplasm. The record is from RefSeq and is a predicted model, not a curated record. The transcript is spliced from 11 exons. Gene Ontology annotation, molecular function: magnesium ion binding; inorganic diphosphate phosphatase activity.